Messenger RNA from Lodderomyces beijingensis, 3420 nucleotides. NCBI's taxonomy places the organism in Eukaryota, Fungi, Ascomycota, Pichiomycetes, Serinales, Debaryomycetaceae. The record is from the annotation of a GenBank genome assembly.
AUGCAUCAGCUUCAUCUGCACCAGCAUUCAAACUCGCCGUUGUUCCCGCCCCUGCAAUUGACCAACCAGGACCACAACACGGCGCACAACCCCAACAUCUUCAUACCGACGUUGCCGGAGAAACCAACAGCUUCGACUCAAUCUAUUGCUGCAUAUAUCGUCCCCUCGGAGCAAAACUUGUUUGUUCAAGGGUUUGACCAACAGGAAUACUCGUCUAGACCACCCACGAUUUUACGAGGCGCCCUAUUUAUCAGGAUAUUGAAGCCUACAAAGAUCAAGGCAAUCAACUUGUCGUUCAAAGGCGUGCAAAGGACAGAAUGGCCCGAAGGUAUACCGCCAAAGAAGAACCAGUUUCACGAGUCAAACGACAUCAUCACCCACACUUGGCCGUUUUUCCAGGCCGCCAAUGGCGCCGCCGCGAUUCUACCGAAUAACGGCGCCGAUCUUUUUAUUGAAAAAAACGGCACUCCGCAUCAACAGGACCUUGAGGAGCUAAGUGCAGUGCGAUCAAACUCUCCCGCGCCGUCAGGCCAUAUCCGCCAGAGAAACAGUUCCAACUCGUUAUCGGUGCAUGACAAUUUCUUCAGCAGGAACUUGUCGCCCAAUUUCAUGCGAAGAGCGAAAUCCCCCUCGAUUGGUUCGGUUGACGCUAGUACCCUCAGCGACUUGACAUCUUCGAUAUCGCCAGGCGUUAACGACCCAAAUGUCAAUAUGGCAUUUGUCCCUGGCGACUACUUGUACAAUUUCGAACAUCCACUUCCACCUUCGAUUCCGGAAUCCUGUAAAGUGACAUUUGGCUCAACGGAAUACCAUUUGGAAGUUUCAAUUCAAAGACCGGGCACGUUCAAAUCGAAUCUUUCGGGGAGAUUGCCCAUCAACAUUAUUCGCACGCCAUCGGAAUCCAAUUUGGAAGAAAACGAAUCCAUCGUCAUUACUAGAGAUUGGGAAGACCAGAUCCGCUACGAUCUUGUCAUUGGAGCAAAAUCGGUUGUGCUAAACUCAUAUUUACCAUUGGCCUUUAGAUUUGUGCCCUUGUGGGGUAAAGUGGCCUUGCAUAGAAUCCGCAUCUACUUGACGGAAAAUCUCGAGUACUAUUGUAAUAAUAAAAGUGUGCAUCGAAUGGAACCUUCCAAAAAAUACUUGUUGUUGGAGCACAAGGCGAGAAAAGGGAGGUCAUUGUUACAAAAGAACCCUCAUGAUCAAUCUGACAUUGGCUUGGAUCAAUAUGAAGAUGAUGUUCUACCCAAGGAGUUGGAAUUUCAACUAUAUGUGCCGCGAGACGUGAGUGGCAAACCGGGAGCUCAAAUCCACCCGGAUACCUCGUACGAGAACAUCCAGGCUCAUCAUUGGAUUAAAAUCUGUCUCCGGAUAAGCAAAACUGACCCCGAGAAUCCAGCAAAGAGAAAACAUUACGAGAUCUCCAUUGACUCACCAUUGCAUAUUUUGUCCCCACUUGCAGCCCACGGAAACACCAUGCUUCCCGCAUACGACGAUCUCGUGCCUCCAGUGGCACCUCCAAAUCUGACCACAACCCCACCAGACUUUUCCAACCACCCAUUGUCCCCCGAGGUCAUCCCCGUUGACCAUGUUUUAAACGGCACGGGAACCUCGUCCUCUUCUGCAUCCUCGGCCUCAGCGGUCGUGAGAUCCAUGUUUAACAAUAGUGCCAGAAGCAGAAGAUCCAGCUCGGUUGGUCUUGACUCUGCCUUGACCGGUGACGUUGGGUCGCCAGCAAGGUCAAUCGAGUUUCAGCACAUUAAUUCGACUCUUGACCUUGAAGGUGUCGAGAGAGACGCAGACAUGCACUUGGAGGCCAAUUUGUACAAGCCAGACGAUGAGGAGAUUAUUACCGCGAUAAAUUCGCCGCAGGCCAAGCCCCAUAGCGGCACAUUUUCGUCACCUUUAAACUCUCCUGUCCAGAGACCGAUACACUUGAUCAGACAGCCGUCGACGGCACCGCCACCAUUUGUCGAGGGUGAUCGGCCAUUGCAUCCGCCAACGUAUCAAGAGAGAGACGAAGGCUCAUUGAGUUUGAGUCCCUUGCGGAUCGAUGAGGUUAGCGAGCAAAGUUUCGCCAAUCCUCUCCAUGCCGGUGGAGAAGACGGCAUAGAAAGGGGAUUGAAUAUCACCACCGAGACGGGCGGAUCUGUGACACCGGUGCGUGAUUUGUUAUUUCUGCAAUUGAACGGAUCUACUCGUCGUGCAAGCGUUAAUAAUAGUCAACAACAGCAGCAACAGCACACAGACUCGACGACUCCGGCAAUCAACGGAAGAAGCGGCUCUCUGGUUGUGCCAGAAAUCUCCAUAUUUAAAGCAGACGAAGCGUCAGAGGUUAAACGAAGUAGCAUCGCGCCACCAAAAAAUGAAGUGAACGAGGAUGAAGCAGUGCAAGAUGAGGAAGAUCUUGCUGAUGAUCCCAUCUCACCCAUUUCACCUAGGUUACCUCCCGUGCACCAUGCACGUAAAUGGAGCCGAACCCGGCACGAGCUCUCACCAUCACCCACAAGAAUAUCUCUCCAAGAUAAUAUCAACGGCAAUCAUCAACAUCAGCAAACACCUGCCUCAAUUUCACCUUUACAAUCAUCCUUCCAAUCGAAACACCAAGUAAAUGGUGGCCGGUCCUCGAGAUCCUCGUCGGUUUCGUCAGUCACUUCAGACACCGCGCCCAUUGAGCAGACGAUGCCUCUCCUCAACCUUUCCAACAGUUCCAUCUUGACUUUCCAACAGCAAUCACAACAAUUGCCACAAUCCUUCUACGAAGACGAGGAAAGAAACCAUUCCAUUGCGUCAUCCAUCUACGAUCUCGCCUUGCGGAGGCCAAGCCAAGUGGGUCCGCAUGGGUUGAAACCAGCUAAGUUUUUGAACAACGACGACGAGUUCCACAAGUCGGCAAGUUUAAAGAAUUUGCGUAACCCGAGAUUGCGAACGCAUUAUCAGGACACAUUAGUUGACGAUGAUGAUGAUGGCGACAAUGAUGAAGAAGAGGAAGAAGAAGAAGAAGAAGAGGAAUACGAGGAGGAGGAAGGGAAGGAAAUCGAGGGCGAUUUGGCCACGUUGCCAGUUUCGUCCACUUCCGCCGCCAAACCGCGUUCACCUUCGCCCGGAUUAACCAGUUACGACGCCAUCACUGCGGGAGGCGCCGACACCGCGGGAGACGAUCUGAAUGAAGAACACUCGAGUGUCAAUUCCAACGAAGUGAGUCAACAUCACUACUAUUACGACAAUAGGGGACGUGGAGUUGAAGGUGGAAGAAGCAUGGACAAGACGAAUGAGAGUCGUGAACGGAGAGGUGUUGGUGGUGGUGGUGCUGUUGGUGCUGGUGGUGGCGGAGGUGCAGGUACUGGCGCUGGUGGCGGUGCUGCUACCGGCGGUGUGCCGGCCAACAUACCAGGAUUCAAAAUCGGAUACGUUAUAGACUGA